CAGUCGAAAAUCAAAAUCGAAAUAGAAACGUCAAUUUUGAUAAGACGAACGCUGAUAAAUUCUUUGCCGACCAUAUUUUCGAAUGAAUUUGAAAUUUAUUUUAUUCGAAUUUCGAUUAUGGUAUAACUUUCAGUUGUCAUCUCAUUCAGAAUGGCUGGUGUUUGCAGUGACAUAAUUGAAGAUAUAGAAGAUUUAAUUUCAUCUCAAGAGAUAAGUCCAAAAGCACGUUACAGCUUUAGAAAAAAUGUAACUCUUAGAGCAGUCAAGAAAAAGCAAAAAACUGUUGAAACUGCGGAACCGCAAGGAUACCAGUGUGAUAGUAUCAUUCCGGGUACUCAAACUAUUUUUAUAAAAACCUGGGGAUGUACUCACAAUACUUCAGAUAGUGAAUAUAUGGCUGGUCAGAUUCAGUCCUUUGGAUAUAAAUUAACAGAUGAAAAGGAAAAAGCUGACUUAUGGCUUCUGAAUAGCUGUACUGUCAAAAAUCCUGCCGAAGAUCAUUUCAGGAAUGAUAUUCAGUUAGCCCAAAAACUCGGCAAAUAUGUUGUAGUAGCCGGUUGCGUGCCACAAGGGGCGCCGAAGUCAAAUUAUUUGAAAGGUCUUAGCAUUAUUGGUGUUCAGCAAAUUGAUCGUGUAGUUGAAGUUAUUGAAGAAACAAUCAAAGGAAAUUCUGUUCGAUUAUUUGGCCAGAAAAAACAAGAUGGAAAGAAACUGGGAGGUGCUUCUUUGGAUUUACCUAAAAUAAGAAAAAAUCCAUUGAUCGAGAUCAUACCCAUUAAUACCGGUUGUCUCAAUCAGUGUACAUAUUGUAAAACAAAACAUGCUCGUGGAAAUUUGGGAAGUUAUUCUCCAGAGGAAAUCGUAUUACGAGCUAAACAGUCGUUUGAUGAAGGAGUUGUUGAAUUAUGGUUGACUAGCGAAGACACAGGUACCUAUGGACGAGACAUAGGUGUCACGUUACCCGACCUCCUUUGGAAAAUAAUAGAAGUUAUUCCAGAGAAGUGUAAAAUGCGCAUUGGAAUGACUAAUCCACCUUACAUUCAAGAAUAUCUAUCGGAAAUAGCUAAAAUUCUUUCUCAUCCGAAAGUUUAUAGUUUUCUACAUAUUCCUGUCCAAUCUGGCAGUGACGCUGUUCUCGGUGAUAUGAAAAGAGAGUAUUCAAGAGAAGAAUUUGAAAAUGUGGUCGAUACGUUGAGAAAGAAUGUGCCUGGCAUCACUAUAGCUACUGAUAUUAUUUGCGGAUUUCCAACGGAAACGGAAGAAGAUUUUGAAGAAACAAUGACGCUGUGUGAAAAGUAUAAAUUUCCAUCUCUUUUUAUUAAUCAGUUUUAUCCACGUCCUGGCACACCGGCUGCUCGUAUGGCCAAGAUACCACCUGCUCAAGUGAAAAACAGAACGAAGAGAUUGACCGAAUUAUUUCAGUCUUAUGAAACAUAUUCUCACAAAGUAGGAGAAAUUCAAGAAGUUUUAAUUACGGAGGAAGCGAAUGAUAAUGUUCAUUAUGUUGGACAUAAUAAAUUUUACGAACAGGUUCUCGUUCCCAAAAGUUCAAAUCUAAUGGGGCAGUACAUUAAAGUUCGGAUUGUAUCGACAAAGAAACACUGUUUAAUAAGCGAGAUCUUAGAUGACCAGUCAACUUUCAAUUCAGUCCCCAAAAAUGUGGAAUCGAAGACGAAACAACAUGUCACAUCAUUAUACCCUAUAUUGUUUUUAUUCUUCGUUGUUUUAGUGAAGUUGUUAUGGUUUUUAUUCGUUUAACACGAUCUUUACUUCUUA
This is a messenger RNA of Planococcus citri (citrus mealybug), 1776 nucleotides long. RefSeq names its product threonylcarbamoyladenosine tRNA methylthiotransferase. Gene Ontology annotation, biological process: tRNA methylthiolation. Gene Ontology annotation, molecular function: tRNA (N(6)-L-threonylcarbamoyladenosine(37)-C(2))-methylthiotransferase activity; 4 iron, 4 sulfur cluster binding. The coding region runs from base 151 to 1758 and encodes 535 amino acids. The transcript has 10 exons. Gene Ontology annotation, cellular component: endoplasmic reticulum. The record is from RefSeq and is a predicted model, not a curated record. Lineage: Eukaryota; Metazoa; Arthropoda; Insecta; Hemiptera; Pseudococcidae.